Messenger RNA from Tetranychus urticae (two-spotted spider mite), 2869 nucleotides. RefSeq names its product piwi-like protein 1. NCBI's taxonomy places the organism in Eukaryota, Metazoa, Arthropoda, Arachnida, Trombidiformes, Tetranychidae. Gene Ontology annotation, molecular function: protein binding; RNA binding. The record is from RefSeq and is a predicted model, not a curated record.
CAAUGAAUACAAUGUUUAACACUUCGAACUGUUUCGUUAUUCAAAAUAUUAGGUCAUUUUUUGUUUUAGAACAAAACGAACUUUUAUUAUUAUAUUUAGGAUGAAAUAAUUAAGUACAAAAUGUUCAGAAGGCUGAAUCAGUCAACUCCCUGUUGAUAUUGAUUUCCUGUGAGACAAUUACUAAGUUAGUUGGAUGUAAAAUCUUAGAUCAAAAUAAUUUCAUUAUUGCUCAAGUCGACUUGUGCUUAUUCGUGUGCUUAGUUAUUUAUCAGUGUCCAAGUUCCUUGUCAACUUCAAUACAUUUAUAAUUGUUUUAUUUCAAUUUGUUUUUAAAUAAGUUAAAGAUGUCCACAAGUGGCUCAGCUCCUGUUCGUGCUAGAGGCAGAGCAUCAUCAUCACAUCGACGUUUUGUCAGACCUCCUCGCCAGUUUGCUGCUGAAGCACCAAUACGGACAAUUCCUCCGGAUUUAAUUACCAAGGUGGGUCAAGGAGGAGCACCUGUUCGUCUUUAUUCAAAUCAUUUUUUGAUGAUAACUCCUACCAAUGUGAUUAUCUAUGGAUAUCACGUAAAUUUUGACCCGAUUGUUGAGUCUCCUAAAAUCAGAAGAGAGCUUAUUCAUUCACAUCGCGAGGUAUUUGACAAUACUUACAUUUACGACGGUGGUGCUGAUAUAAAGGCUUUAAGAGAAAUCGCAGAGCCAUUGAGCCUUCAAGCCGUAUGUUCACACAAUAGGCAGAGUGUUACACUAACUAUCAAGCCCACUGGAAAGAUUUCAUGGGGCCAUCCAGAAAUGCUGCGUCUUUACAAUACACAGAUGCGACGUAAUCUCAAGUUAAUUGGAAUGAUCCAGAUCGGGAACAAUUUUUUCAACCAAGCUGAAAGAAAAGACAUUCCUGACCAUCGAGUUGAAGUCUGGCCUGGUAUAUUGACUGCUAUCAAUGAACAUGAUGGAGGUAUAAUGACUGUCAUCAGCUGCUUACAUAAAAUUAUAAGAAGAGACUCAGCUCUUGACAUAUUAAAGCGGCUUUGGCAACACGACAAACAAUUCUUUAGAAAUAAUGCUCGUCGUGAACUAAGUGGCUCAAUUAUUAUGUCUAGUUACAAUAAAAAGACUUACCGGAUUGAUGACAUUAUUUUCGAUAAAAAUCCAGUCACCUAUCGCUUUGAUAAACAAGGUACAUCAAUCUCAUUAAAAGAUUAUUAUAAAGAUCAAUAUACAAUUGAAGUAAGAGAUGAUGCCCAACCUCUCCUUUUGGUUAAACCAACUGAGAAACAACAGCGCGGAGGAAUUAAACGAGAUAUUGUCCUUAUACCUGAACUGUGUAUAUUAACUGGCAUCACUGAGAGCAUGAAGAAUGACAUGUCAUUUCGACGUGAAUUGGAUCAACACAUUCGCCUGGAUCCAGUUGAAAGGCUAAAUAUAAUGAAAAAAAGUGUGGAAAAAAUAAUUAACAGCGAACAAGCUCGAGCCGAAAUGGAACAAUGGAACAUAGCAUUAGAUCCUUACCCAGCUGAAGUAAAUGGAAGAGUUCUGCCUCCUGAACAGAUUUUCCUGACUGACGAAACCCGUGGAAUUCCAUAUGAACAACAAUCUGGAUCUUUUGAUUCCCUUAUAAGAUCUGAACAGCUGAUUAAACCGGUUGCCUUGGAAUAUUGGGUGAUUGUUGCCCCUAUGCGUGAAAGGGGUACAGUUGAACAGUAUCUUGAUUCCUUGGUAAACGUUGCAAGACCACUAGGAAUCAAACUCGAUGCUCCUAAAUUUUAUUGGCUUGAAAAUGAUCGAACAUCAACUUAUAUUGAGACUUGUCGUAAAAUUCCAAAAGGGGCUAAAAUGGUUCAUGUUGUUGUACCUAACAACAAUCGAGAGCGAUACAAUACAAUCAAACGGUAUUUUUGCUGCGAACAACCCUGUCCAACUCAAGUUUUAACUCUCAGAGUCUUGAAUAAAAAGCAACUUACAAUUUCUACUAAACUUGUGCUUCAAAUGUCCAUCAAAAUGGGUGCUCAAGCAUGGUCAGUCCAUAUUCCGGCUCAAAGUACAAUGUUUGUUGGUUUUAAUACUUGUAAAGACACUGCUAAAAGAGGCCGAACCGUUGGAGCUUUUGUUUGUAGCACAAACGCAAAAUCAACUUCAUGGUUUUCCCAAGUUUCUUAUCAUAAAACAUUCGAAGAAAUGUCUUCUAAUUUUACAGCCAAUCUCAAAAGUGGACUGAAAGCUUGGAAUCGAGAAAACAACCGUUUUCCCGAGCGUAUAAUUAUCUAUCGUGAUGGUGUUUCAGAGGGACAAAUUGGCUUUAUUUAUAAAACCGAAGUUAAGAAAAUAUCAGCCCUUCUUGGUGAACAUCCAGACCUCAAAGAUGCUGGAAUUGCAUUCACAAUUGUUAAUAAGCGAGUUAACGCAAGAUUUUUCUUGAGACCAGGUCCAAAUGACCCUGUAAAGAAUCCCAUUGCCGGUACUGUCGUCGAUUCAGUUGUAACACGAAAGGAGAGAUACGAUUUUUAUCUAAUCAGUCAAUCAGUUCGAUUUGGAACCGUCAAUCCAACCAUGUAUAACAUAAUAAAGGAUACCACUCGAUGGAAACCGAUCCAUCAUCAAUUACUGGCCUACAAAUUAUGUCAUCUUUAUUAUAAUUGGACUGGUACAAUUUCUGUUCCAGCGCCAUGUCAUUAUGCAUAUAAAUUGGCCUUUUUGAUUGGUAAUUGCAUCCAUCAGGAGCCUGAUCAUACUUUAGCAAACCAACUCUACUUUUUAUAAUCAAUCACAAAGAAAACUCUAAUCCAUAUGUCUGUCUUUUCUUAUUAUAUUUCACCUUUUGUUCAUUUCCUUUUGAAGAUUGCAUUAUAUUAAAAAAUGAAUUUGAAUUAAAA